CGCACCGGCACAGCCGCUCCAGCGCCGCCGCCGCCGCCAGCGCCUCCCUCAGCCGCCGACCCGCCGGACCCCGCCGGGCCCCGCCAGCGCCUCCCUCGGCCGCGGCGGGAGCUGGGGGCGGGCGGCCUCCCCGGGGCGGAGCCGGCGCUAGCGGCGGGGGCGCGGAAAUCGAGGCCGGGGCUCCGUCGCGGCCUUGCUGGUGCUGCGGGAGGAGGAGGAGGCGGAGGCCCCGCGCCGCCCCCGCCGCCGCCUUUGUCUGCGCGGGGCCGGGCGGACGCGGCGGGGCCGUGAGAAUGGAACUGACUGAAGGCCCUAUGAGAAAAAGGGAAAGCUAAGGAUGCUGGAGCAGAACAAUGGAUUUCUCUUUCUCUUUCAUGCAAGGGAUCAUGGGAAACACAAUUCAGCAACCACCUCAACUCAUUGACUCGGCCAACAUCCGCCAAGAGGAGGCCUUUGAUGGCAGCAGUGACAUUGCCGAGGAUGGGGGCCGGACGCCGUACGAGGCCGCGCUGCAGCAAGGCUUCCAGUACCCCACGCCCUCAGAGGAGCUGCCCACCCUCACCAACGGCUACCCCCCGGCCAUCAGCAUGUACGAACCCCAGGGCAAGUACCAGGGCUACCCUCAGUACCCCAAUGGAUCUGCCAAUGGCUUUGGGACAGGCAGGAACUUCAGCCCCACGGAGUAUUACCAGCUGGAGAACUCCAAUGGCAGGCAGCACGAAGUGCUGGAGAAACCUUCCCCUCCUCCCCAGCCGCCUCCACCACCACCACCACCACCUCCACAAGUGGGGAUUCCAAAGAAGACUGGCUCACCAGAGAUCAAACUGAAAAUAACCAAAACUAUCCAGAACGGCAGGGAAUUGUUUGAGUCCUCCCUGUGUGGGGACCUGUUGAAUGAAGUCCAAGCGAGGGAGUACGCUAAGGCAAAACAUGAAGGGAGGAAAGAGAAAAGGAAAAAAAGUAGCAAGCAUGACUCUUCCCGCUCGGAAGAGCGCAAGGCACACAAAAUUCCAAAAUUAGAACCAGAGGAGCAAAAUAGACCAAAUGAGAGGCUUAGCACACUCUCUGAGAGACCAAGAGAAGAUGCAGUGCUGGAGGAAGCCCCGGUCCAGCAGCUCGUGCCAUCCCUUCCAGCACAGGUCACCCACGACGUCAAGUUCCAGGUUGGGGAUCUGGUUUGGUCCAAGGUGGGGACGUACCCAUGGUGGCCUUGCAUGGUGUCCUGUGAUCCACAGCUUGACGUGCACACCAAAAUUAAUACAAGAGGUGCCCGGGAAUACCACGUUCAGUUCUUCAGCAACCAGCCAGAGCGGGCCUGGGUGCACGAGAAGCGCGUCCGCGAGUACCAAGGGCACAAACAGUACGAGCAGUUACUGGCUGAGGCAGCCAAGCAAGCCAGCAACCACUCUGAGAAACAGAAGAUUCGCAAGCCGCGGCCGCAGCGGGAGCGAGCGCAGUGGGACAUUGGCAUUGCCCACGCCGAGAAAGCGCUGAAAAUGACCCGGGAGGAGAGGAUAGAACAGUACACCUUCAUUUACGUAGACCAAGAGCCAGAGGAAGCUUUGGCCAAAGCCAAAAAGACUGCUGCUUCCAAAGCAGAGGCCAAGAAGAACCGGCGGCCGAAGGCGGCGCCGAGCUCGCAGCCGGAGCACGGCCCUGCGGCCCCGGGCUCCUCACCCUGCCACGGUGAGCGCCGGCAGGGCCAGCGCAGGCACUCCAGCCCCGAGGAGGAGGAGGCUCCACCUGUGAAAAUCGCCUGGAAAACAGCUGCAGCUAGGAAAUCCCUGCCAGCUUCCAUCACCAUGCACAACCUGGAUCUGCAAAAGUGUAACAUGUCUCCGGUUGUUAAAAUUGAGCAGGUUUUUGCCCUUCAGAAUGCUGCUGGGGAUGGAAAGCUCAUCGAUCAAUUUGUUUAUUCCACCAAGGGAGUUGGUAACAAAACAGAAAUAAGCGUCAAAGGACAAGAGAAAUUGAAUUCUUCGUCAGCUCAGAGAAGUGAGAAAGCUGUGGUGCAAAAUGCAUCUUCUCCUGAGACAACUUCUGGGGCAGCAGGUUCUGUAGAAAAGAAGCAACAGAGAAGAUCGAUUCGAACCCGCUCCGAGUCUGAGAAAUCCACUGAAGUUGUGCCAAAGAAGAAGAUCAAAAAGGAGCAGGUUGAAGCUGUCCCACUGGCAGCAGUGAAGACGGGGUUGCAGAAAGGUGCCAGUGAGAUUUCAGACUCCUGUAAACCCUUGAAGAAGAGAAGUCGUGCCUCCACUGACAUGGAGCUGACCAGCUCAGCCUACAGGGACACGUCUGACUCUGACUCCAGAGGACUCAAUGAUUUGCAGGGCAGCUUUGGGAAGCGUUCAGACAGCCCCUCAGCCACUGCUGAUGCUGAUGCCUCAGAUGUGCAGUCAGUGGACUCCAGCUUAUCCAGGAGAGGAACUGGAACAAGUAAAAAAGACACUGUUUGUCAGAUCUGUGAGAGCUCUGGCGAGUCGCUGCUGGCCUGCGAGGGCGAGUGCUGCAGCAUGUUCCACCUGGAGUGUCUCGGCCUGAAGGCCAUGCCUGAGGAAAAGUUCAUCUGCACCGAGUGUAAGAAUGGAGAGCACACGUGCUUUUCCUGCAAGCAGCCUGGCAAGGACGUGAAGCGCUGCUCUGUCAGCACCUGUGGGAAGUUCUACCACGAGUCCUGCGUGCGCAAGUUCGCCACGGCCCUGUUCGAGUCGCGCGGCUUCCGCUGCCCGCAGCACUGCUGCACCGCCUGCUCCAUGGACAAGGACAUGCACAAAGCCAGCAAAGGUCGCAUGGCGAGAUGUCUGCGCUGCCCCGUGGCCUAUCACUCUGGAGACGGCUGCAUCGCUGCAGGAAGCUUGUUUGUGUCAUCCCACAUCCUCAUCUGUAGUAACCAUUCCAAAAGGACUCACUCCUCAUCAGCUGUAAAUGUAGGCUUUUGUUUCGUUUGUGCAAGAGGGCUGGUAGUGCAGGACCAUUCAGACCCCCUGUUCAGUUCCUAUGCCUAUAAGUCCCACUACCUACUGAAUGAGUCAAAUCGUGCUGAGUUGAUGAAAUUACCUAUGAUUCCUCCUCCUUCGUCAGCUUCCAAAAAGAAAUGUGAGAAAGGUGGCAAACUGUUGUGCUGUGAGUCGUGCCCAGCUUCCUUCCACCCCGAGUGUCUGAGCAUAGAAAUGCCUGAGGGCUGCUGGAAUUGCAAUGACUGUAAAGCUGGCAAGAAGCUGCGGUACAAGCAGAUCGUUUGGGUCAAGCUUGGGAAUUACAGGUGGUGGCCAGCAGAGAUCUGCAAUCCCAGGUCUGUGCCUCUCAACAUACAGGGCCUCAAACAUGAUAUCGGGGACUUCCCAGUAUUUUUCUUUGGUUCACAUGACUACUAUUGGGUACACCAGGGCAGAGUUUUCCCUUAUGUUGAAGGAGAUAAAAGCUUUGCUGAGGGGCAAACUAGUAUUAACAAGACCUUCAAGAAAGCACUUGAAGAAGCAGCAAAGCGUUUCCAGGAACUGAAAGCACAAAGAGAAAGCAAAGAGGCAUUGGAAAUUGAAAGGAAUUCAAGGAAGCCUCCACCCUAUAAACACAUUAAAUCCAACAAGGUGAUCGGGAAGGUGCAGAUCCAGGUUGCAGACCUGUCGGAGAUCCCGCGCUGUAACUGCAAGCCCUCAGAUGAGAACCCGUGUGGGCUGGAGUCAGAGUGCCUCAACAGGAUGCUGCAGUACGAGUGCCACCCUCAGGUGUGCCCAGCUGGGGAGCGCUGCCAGAACCAGUGCUUCACCAAGAGGCUCUACCCCGACGCUGAGAUCAUCAAAACCGAGCGCCGCGGUUGGGGCCUGCGCACCAAGAGGAGCAUCAAAAAGGGUGAAUUUGUGAAUGAAUACGUUGGGGAGCUGAUUGACGAGGAGGAGUGCCGGCUGCGGAUCAAGCGUGCUCACGAGAACAGUGUCACCAAUUUUUAUAUGCUGACUGUAACCAAGGACCGAAUAAUAGAUGCUGGCCCAAAGGGGAACUACUCUCGUUUUAUGAACCAUAGUUGUAACCCAAACUGUGAAACACAGAAGUGGACAGUGAAUGGUGACAUUAGAGUUGGACUGUUUGCUCUUUGUGACAUUCCUGCAGGAAUGGAAUUAACAUUCAAUUACAACCUGGAUUGCUUGGGCAAUGGCAGGACCGAGUGUCACUGCGGAGCAGAAAACUGCAGCGGCUUCCUGGGAGUGCGGCCCAAGACAGCAUUUGCAUCGGCAAAUGAAGAGAAGGUGAAAAACGCAAAACUAAAGCAGAAGAAACGGAAAAUAAAAACAGAACAGAAGCAGAUGCAUGAAGAUAACUGUUUCCAGUGUGGAGAUGGGGGAGAGCUGGUCAUGUGUGAUAAGAAGGACUGUCCCAAAGCAUACCACCUCCUAUGCCUUAACCUGACUCAACCACCUUUUGGAAAGUGGGAAUGUCCAUGGCAUCAGUGUGACAUCUGUAGCAAUCCUGCCGUGUCCUUCUGUGAGUUUUGCCCCCACUCCUUCUGCAAGGAUCACGAGAAGGGAGCCCUGGUGCCGUCGGCGCUGGACGGCCGCCUCUGCUGCUCCACCCACGACCCCAAAUCUCCUGUGGCACCCGAGUACUGGAGCAAGAUCAAGUGCAAAUUGGAAGCACAGAACGCUGUGGAAGAGGCAAAGGAGUGAAUUUGGGUUAAAAACAAACACGGGAGGGGAGAAGAGGGGCAGCAGGCGAUGAACUCGGAGUUUGCAGCGCCACACUCGGCUUUGUCCUCGGAGCCGUCACGUGUGAGCUGGAAUGGGACCAUUGAGCUGAGCGAGAAGGACCAGGCAGUGGUGUUUGGUUUUUAUUGUUUGGUCUUUCUUUUACCCUUGAAUGUGCUACAGCAGCUCUUACUGUUGGAAACCAGGAGCGUCUUGGCCUUUGAAGAAAACCGUAACACUUUUGACAGUGAAAAGAAUAUUCUGUUUAAAAUAAUGUUCUUUGAGUGUAGAAAGCAAAGCAUAGCCACAUAUUUAUUUAUUUAAUUUUGAAAGGGUGUUGAAGAUCUGGCUUUGAUCGGUCAUCGUGUCUUUAAAAACAAAACAGCGAAGCCAACGUAACUUUUGUGUCUAGUUUAUGGAAAGAGCAAAGCCUGUCCCCUCUGUAACACUGAGAUGCCAAACAGACAGGUGUGGGUGUCAGACCAGGUGGCUCUGCAAUGCCUCUGUUCCACUACUUAUUGGUAAAGGCAUUGGAGAAGGUAGGUUGUCUCUCAUGUUUACUUCUGAAUAUUAUUGUGAAGCUUUUCCUGUGAGAAAUCAGGUGUGUGACUUCUGGGAAGUGCUCGUAACACAAGGUCUGGCAGUGAGGAGGAAAUGCUCCAGAGCUGUCUUGGGUGUUUGCAGACAUGCAAAAAUUCAGAGUUUAAUUGCACAGUGGUCAUUCCUGUAUCCCACCUAUAUUUUGGAAACCCCUCCCAGCCUCAGUCAGAGCUGAAGGCAGUCCUGCCAGUGGCUUCCUCACCUGGUUUGGUGGCAGUUCCUGAGUGAUUCUUCAGUCCUGCCUUCUCAGGCUCCCCUUGGCUUCAGGGAGACUUGGCCACGUGAGGGACCUGACCCAUGUGCAUGUUGGUUUUAAUGGAGUGUUAAUAUUUUUUUGUUGAGAGAGAGAGAUCUUCUAACUUUAAUCUUCAUUGUUAAUGGAGCUGAGGAACAUCUCAGCACUUCCUCAAUGAACAGGGUAUUUUGUGUCUGGGUAAGGGGCCAUAUCCCAGCAGCCAGCUGAUGCCUCAGGAGAUGGUUCUGUCUUGGAUUUCCUCUGUUAAUCAGAGAGACAGACUCCUUCAGUGAGGCUUUCAAGGUGGCUUAGGUUGCCUCUUGCUCCAGAAUUUUUUUAGAAAACCUCUAUUCCUCCAUUUUUUUGUGCAAGGAGCCACAGGGCACUGGUGUCCCCAGGCUGGAGUUAGUUUUGGUGACUCUUCCCCCUCAGCCCACAAUCUCACCAAGCACUGUCCCCUCCCCUGCCCUGGUACAGUGACUACUUCUGCCUUGUGUACUGAUAACAGCUACUCCCUGCCAGCCUCUGCUCGUGGGUACUGAAAAUAAUCAAAUCUUGCUGGCAUCUGAGCCUUGGAAUUAAUCACCUUGUCUCUGGAAAACUGCUGACACAAACCUGUGGGAACACAGAGACUUCUCAGAUCAAGAAAAAAAAAAAUCUGUGUGGAAUUUA
Zonotrichia leucophrys gambelii is the source of this 6186-nucleotide messenger RNA. It is a transcript of the gene NSD3, whose product is annotated as nuclear receptor binding SET domain protein 3. Gene Ontology annotation, molecular function: histone methyltransferase activity; protein binding. The transcript has 24 exons. NCBI's taxonomy places the organism in Eukaryota, Metazoa, Chordata, Aves, Passeriformes, Passerellidae. The coding region runs from base 354 to 4661 and encodes 1435 amino acids. The record is from RefSeq and is a predicted model, not a curated record. Gene Ontology annotation, cellular component: nucleus.